UCCUGAUCCUCCGUUUAUGUGUGCUGAAUCACGUGCUGAAUAGACCGUCGAUCAACUACGGACUUUAUAUACUCGGGACAAUAAAAGCAGAAGGUGAGUUCAUGGCCUAACCCCAGGUCUUCAGCUUCCUCCUGGGGGCGUGGCUGUCCAGCGCCCCGUCUAAUUACACAGGAAGUGCUAACAGCUUCGCCGCGCUAAACUGUGGCCAUGCCGGCUCUCGCUACAGGACCGGGCCCUGACACAGGUCUGUACGAGCUGUUGUCAGCGCUGCCGUCUCAGCUCCAGAUGUACGUAAAGAGUGCAGAUGAUCGCUCUUUUCUUCACACCAUGUUUAGCGCCCGGAGCCUGCACACACUCGUCAAGAUCCAUGAGAAGUUACAGCACUAUGAGGAGAGGUGUCCUGCUCCUGUACUAGACAGUGCUGGUGCUCUCGCUCAGGGAGUGUCUGCCGAGCUCCAGACCAAACCUCUGAGUGCAGACGUCACCGAGCUGCUGAAGCUGCUGUCCAACCCUCAUGUGAAGAGUUUGUUGUCGGUCCAUGACACGGUGGCUCAGAAGAGUUAUGAUCCUGAGCUUCCUCCUCUUCCAGACGACGUCGAUGAUGAUGAAGAUUCGGUCAAAAUCAUCCGCCUGGUCAAGAGUAAAGAGCCUCUAGGAGCCACCAUUAAAAAGGAUGAGAAAACCGGAGCCAUCACCAUCGCUCGCAUCAUGAAGGGCGGAGCAGCAGACAGGAGCGGCCUGAUCCAUGUGGGAGAUGAGCUGAAGGAGGUCAACAGCAUCCCAGUGGAGGGCAAGAAACCAGAGGAUGUCAUUCAGAUUCUGUCCCAGUCAGAGGGUGCCAUUACAUUUAAAGUGGUACCGGGUCCAGAGGUAGAUGGUCCAGCUAAUGAACACAAGAUGUACGUGAAGGCCCUGUUUGAUUUUGACCCGGAAGAGGACAAUGCGAUUCCCUGUAAGGAGGCAGGUAUGUCCUUUAAUAGGGGCGAUGUGCUGCGGAUCAUGUCCCAGGAGGAUGCUACGUGGUGGCAGGCCAAAGUCGAGGGCGGAGCCAACCCUCGCGCCGGACUCGUCCCCUCAAAACACUUCCAGGAGCGGAGGUUCGCUCUCCGGCAGCCCAUAACCAACACCCAGCCUCAGAAGGUUUCCCGGAAAUCAUCUUCUUUACGGAGGAGCUUCCGUCUCAGCAGAAGAGGAAAGAAGACGAACAAGUCUAUGUACGAGUGUAAAAAGAGCGAGCAGUACGACACCGCUGAUGUUCCCACCUAUGAAGAAGUGGCUCCGUACUGCAGGGCUAACGGGGCCAAGCACAGACUCGUCGUCAUGGUCGGUCCUACAGGUGUGGGUAUGAAUGAGCUGAAGAGGAAGCUGUUAAUCUCAGACCCGCAGCACUUCAGCAUCACCGUCCCUCACACGUCUCGAGUGAAGAGGAAUCAGGAGAGUGACGGUGUGGAGUAUCACUUCAUCUCUAAACACCUGUUUGAAACAGACGUCCAGAACAACAAGUUUAUCGAGCACGGUGAGUAUAAGGGAAAUUACUACGGGACAAGCCUGGACUCUGUCCGCUCGGUUCUAGCCAAAAACAAGGUGUGCCUUCUGGAUGUGCAGCCUCAUUGUCUGAAGCACCUUCGCACGGCCGAGUUCAAGCCCUUCGUCGUCUUCGUCAAGCCUCCGUCCAUCGAGCGUUUGAGAGAGACGAGGAAGAGCGCCAAAGUCAUCUCGGGAAAAGGAGACAAGGACUCGUCCAAAUCCUUCACGGACGAAGACUUCCAGGAGAUGAUCAACACGGCUCAGCUGAUGGAGAACCAGUACGGUCAUCUGUUCGACCUGGUGAUCGUGAACGACGAGCUGGCGUGUGCGUUCGGCGAGCUCAAACAGGCUCUGAGGAGGGUGGAGACGGAGACGCACUGGGUUCCAGUCAGCUGGACGCACUCCUGAGAGAACGCCACACGCCGGCACACGGGACUGGAAAAAAAAACUUUAAAAAUAAAAAGGACGGAAAAUGGGAAACCGUUUCUGCGCGGCGCGAAUGCUGGCCGAGCUUUCGUUUAGCCUAAAUCUGGUGAUGGGGAGUGUUUUUUUUUUUUUUUUUUUUUUUCUUUUUCCUGGUGGGAGAUUUUAACAGCUCUCUGACGCUUUUAUUGGGACGCUAAAAGAAGGAAUUUAAGUUUUGCUUAGUGUGUACUUGGUUGGCAUGGACGGACUGGGAGCGAAGUGUCUAAUUACACUCGAAACGUUGUUAAACACAGGAUCGUUUAAUAGCAGCUGUCGAAGUGUGUGUUUACUUGACAGCCGGUCGGGCGGUGUGAUUUUAACUUUUAAUUUAUACACACCAAAGGGAUGAGUUUUCAUUUUUAUUUUUUUAAUUCCUGUGUGGGCUGACUACAUUUUUGUGAUUUUUGGGAAGUCUUAAAUCAUGAUUUUUUAAAAAUUAUUAUUUUUUUAAAACAAGACAACACCGAAGAACGAUCUUCUCUCAUGUUAUAUUUAACUUGAAAGGUAAUAUAUUUUAAUAAUUUUGGGGGGAUUGUGCACAUUUUAUGAACAAAAGUAAUAUCCUGACUUUUCUAGAGCAGCGUUCUUCAGAUGUUCUAGACUGCAAGCAGGUGAUGGUUUUAUAUUUUUUUAAAUAUUACGCAUUUUCCAUUUUCUUUUUUAUUAUUAUUAUUAUUAUUUCUGUGUCGAGACAUUUACAGAAGGCGUAACAGCUAAACUCUUAUUACAGGUACACAUCUCUAUGGCGUUACACCGUAAAAAAACUCCCACUAAAAGUUUCUUUUAUUCCUUAAACGCCCAAGAAGCACAAAUCUACUUUUAUAUAUUCAUUUCCCACACAAAUUUGAAUUAUUUUUAACAUUGUUUAUAAAUUCAUUAAUAUCGUUACGUGGAAGAUGGAAAAACUAAAUUUAUUUUCCUUGAUUUAGCAUAACUGUAGCCUUAUCACUAGAAUAUUACCUAAAUAAAUAUUUACACCAUAGUCCAAAAAUCUAAUAUAAAGCAGCUUUUAAUGCAUAUGCAUAAAUUUGCAAUUUAGCUGCGUCUGCUUCUAUCGCAGCCAGGCUAAUAUCUUGGUCAUUAACAUAAACCUAGCUAGAAUGCUAGUAAAGUAGCUCAUAAGACAGAAUGUUUUAAAAAAAUAAAAUAAAAAGAAGUGACCAUAACAACUGGGAUUUAUUAUUAUUAUUUUUUGUUAAUAAUUGUUUUUAGAUUAGCUAGCUAGCACAGAUUGCAGUUGCAUUCACUAAAAGUCUGCAGGUCCUGGAAAGUUACGUUUAUAUGAAAUAAUACACCAGAUUAUAUGAAGCUACUGUUGUGAUGAGGUUUCGAGCGCGCAGCCGGAGUACUGCAGAUAUCACAGCCAUUGAUUUUAUACAACAGUUCCACAAACACCAUUUUUUAUCAAUAGAUUAUGAUUGGUUUCUUUAUUUAACCAUUUUUUUUGCUUGGCCAACACGUAUCCUUUAGUGUCUGGCGGAAAUAACUAACCGCGACUGACGGACCUGACAACUGACAGUUAACGAGCAACAGUUAAUUAACACGGGUGACAGUAGUUUUUAACUCUUAGCGGUACUCUGUAGCCAAAAGGUGAGGAGAAUGAACCAUGGAGGUGGUGGACAGUCCUGAGAAACUCACCAGAUUUACUUUAUAUUUCCACUUUUUCCACUUUACCAUAUUACCUAUUUAAUUUCCGGGGUCUGGGGUUAAAUUCCCCCCAAAAUAUGAGGGGUGUACAAUUCCUUGUACCAAGUAGGGCCCUUGAUUAGCAGUUAGAGAGAGAUUUGGGAUUCAACCUUGUGUUAGAAGCUAGUUAGCUUUGUAGCUGGUGUUAGCCGUGAACAGAACGACACGGGUGAUUCAGAGCGACUUAGAAGUGAUUAGUGCAGAGACGGCGUGUUGUUUAAGACGACAUGAUGUUAUCAGAUGUGUGUUCUUACUGAAAGUGCUUCUGUGACUGGGUGUGAAUGCGGGUUUUGUCAGACAGCUGCUCUCUCCUCAGUACUGCGGACCGUACAGACCUACUCUCACCCACGCUGAGACACACAGUUAGUGUCAUUAACCACUGGACAACGCCUGGGACACGCCCACUCAUACAUAUAGUUACAGCUCCCUAGUUUGGAGUUCAGCUGCGAUUUUGUAGCCCCUGAAACUCAAAAUUUGUUUUACACUGAUGUAUUAAGAGUUUAGGGUGAAAUAAAAAAAUUAAAAAAAUUAAUCUAAUUAAUCGGACAACACUUUCAAAAAACACUAUGGCAGUUUAAACCUUGUGAUUAAUUGUGUUUAAUUAAAUACUACUAUAAUCAUUACAAAUGCAUCAAAGCCUAGAAACAGAACUAUGCAAUUAGCCUACUUAUUGAAAUUUUAGCAAGCUAAAAAUAACCAUAAAAAAAGUUAGCAAAUGUUAUGUCUGUCCUGCCAUACCAGCUAGCUGUACAUCACCAAGUACAUAGUUAACGAACUCACAUUUAGGUUGAUUUUCAGUCUCUAUUUGCAUGAGUUUCAAUUUAAAAUAUUACAUCACCAUAAACAUAAUAACUUAAGCUUGAAGUUUUUGCAGCUAAAAUAUUUUUUAUGUACUAAUUACUAGUAUAUUAUUAUAAACCUAAGUUUCAUCAUAACUUCGUAGAUUUCAUUCGAAGCAGAGUAAACGCCAAGCUCCAGAUUGUUUUGUACCUUUUUACAAAUGCAGACCUUUUUUUUUUUUAAAUGGUAAUUAUUUAAUCAGUUCAAAGUUACAUAAGCCCUCCAGUCCCUUCUUUUAGCCUCAGUAACAAUCUUAACAUCGUUGUUAAGCUCAUAAUCAUGUCUUCAUCAUAUUAACACUAAAGCGCUGCAAUCUAAUCACUCCACUUUGUUUUCUUGCUUUUGGAUUCCUAAACUCAUUCGGAUAUACAGUAGUGUAGGACGUAAUGUAGAUGUAGUACACAUGUAGCACCAAAGACAGGAAAAAUAACACCAGUCAGCUUAAACAUGCUAGCUAUAAACAAAGCACAAGGGUUUUUAAGCUAAGUCUAUGCAAAGUUCCACAGAGCACAUGAUACUUCUUAUUGUACACGUCUUCAGGAUCUCCGAUUGGUUCUCCGCACCUCUGUUCUUAUACCGAGGGCUUAAGGGCCAAAUUGUACUAUUGUUUUCUUUGUUUAAUUUGUCUAGAUGUAUGUAAAUUUACAGCAUGAUGCAAGUUUGUGAUGAAUAAAAGAGUUGAAAGUAGACAUUUAUAGUUGGUAAAGCUCAAAUGUGCCUAACUGCCUUUCAACUCCAAACCAAUCAAAACUUAAACCUAUACAGCACAUAUGUGGUCGUUACUGUGGAGUUAAUUUUCUUUUUCCAACAAUUAACAAAAAAACAUUUUUUAGCCUUUAUGGUUCCUUGGUUUGUCAUUUUAAUUCAGCCUAUUUUAAACUGAUCUCAAUAUAACAUUGUGUUGAAACUAUUUCACCUUGAUGCACCGCUGUUCAGGGGUUGUAGUUCUAGUUUGAAUAAAAGCAUGUUAGCAUUGUGUAAGGAAUUAAUAUCACUUACAUAAUAGCAGCUGAAAACACUCGUUCCUUCUCCAGUAUAUAUUUAUUUCCUCUUUGGACGCUAACACACAAAAAAAUAAAAAAUAAACACUGCACCUCCUGAUUUUUCCUGAGACAUGUUUGUUCUUUAACUUCUUGACUUUUACAAAGCACUGAUACCGGAGACUCCUUCCAUAAAUGUAAAAAAAAAAAAAAAAGUAAAACGUACCUUCCGCAAUGUAAUCCAAGUUAGUUGCUAUAGAAACGAUAACAUAUCAGAACGAGUGCAUUGAUUAUAACCCUGCUCUACCUUCAGAGCUGCUGUUGUAGAGAAUAUAGCACCAGCUUCUGACCAAUCAGAAUCCAGGAUUCAACAGCGCUGUGGAUUUUUUAAUUUUUAAGAACGUACCAGGAUUGUUUCCAAGUUUUGUGUUACUUUCAUUUUGAAUUUAAUCUCAGCCUAAUGUAUCACCUGAACCUGGGAUUAACCCAGAGAGCUGGACGUAAUGUCGUUAUUCCACCAUGUUUGAGUCGUCUCGAUUUUAAAAUACAAACACCACUGAUGCCAUGAUGUGAUUUUAUUUUGUGGGAUAUUUUUUAAGUUAAGAACAUGUCCAAGCAAGUGAAGAUUUAUUGAACAGAGAUGUAAAGGGUGUUUGAUAUUUCUUCUUUAUGAGAUUGUUCUCUUUCAGAUAAACUGUACCGUACAAGACCACUGAAUCUAUUCUGUGCCUCAUUUCAAGAGUUUAACUUAAAAUAAGUAAAGUAGGAUUGCAGUCUAAUAUCAGUUUAACAGCAAUCUAAUAAAGAGAAACAGAAGUUGAGGUUUUUGUUUAUUUUACCAUGUGUGUUUUUGCUGUAUGAAUGUUUGACAGAAUGUUAUUAAAUGUGAUUUUUAAAUCUU
Molecule: messenger RNA, 6399 nt
Organism: Clarias gariepinus (North African catfish)
Lineage: Eukaryota; Metazoa; Chordata; Actinopteri; Siluriformes; Clariidae
Gene: mpp7a
Product: MAGUK p55 scaffold protein 7a
Exons: 17
Coding region: 208-1935 (575 amino acids)
Biological process (GO): protein localization to adherens junction
Cellular component (GO): cell-cell junction; plasma membrane
Molecular function (GO): protein binding
Source: RefSeq, a predicted model, not a curated record